This is a messenger RNA of Cantharellus anzutake, 3521 nucleotides long. Its product is annotated as Sodium/hydrogen exchanger family-domain-containing protein. The transcript is spliced from 7 exons. Gene Ontology annotation, biological process: sodium ion export across plasma membrane; regulation of membrane potential; intracellular potassium ion homeostasis. The record is from RefSeq and is a predicted model, not a curated record. Lineage: Eukaryota; Fungi; Basidiomycota; Agaricomycetes; Cantharellales; Hydnaceae. Gene Ontology annotation, molecular function: sodium:proton antiporter activity. The coding region runs from base 317 to 3121 and encodes 934 amino acids. Gene Ontology annotation, cellular component: plasma membrane.
CGCCAGUUGAUUCAAAUUGGUCCGGGACUAACUUUUGACUCUCCUCCAGCCUCAAUUUGGGACAUUGGUGAAUAUAUAUGUAUAUUUGACUUUGAGACCUCGACAUCAACGUCCUCACCACCCUCACCCCCCUUCACCUGGCGAUAGUCCCUCCACAAGAACGAAGCCGAUUUCUCGCAACAAAGUUGCCGAAAGCCCGCACCAAGUCGUCAUCAGUCUCGGUCAUAUCCGACCACAAGACCUGAACUGUUCUUGGAUGCAUUUUCCUUUGCACGUCUGCCAAGCUUGAAUUUCGACUUCCUUCUCCUUCCCCCCGAUGACGCUCGCUAAAGACUUCCACCCCAUCGACGCUCACCCUUUUCAUGUCGGAUACAGUGUCUUGGCUGCGUUCAUCGUCGUGUUUGGGAUGUUCUCUCUUUUUUCCAAGGAGAAGUUAUAUGUUGGUGAAGCAGUUUGGGCAACGAUUUUUGGCAUUCUGAUAGGCCCUCAUUGCGCGGGGAUCUUCAACCCUCGGGAUUGGAGUAGCGGAUCACUCGACGGUGCCAAUACAAUAACCAUCGAGGUCACUCGGAUCGUUCUUGCGGUCGGUGUGUUCGCGGUUGGCGUCGAGCUCCCCAAAGCUUAUGUUGGCCGUCACUGGAAAUCUCUCACAUUCCUCCUUGUUCCAGUCAUGACAUUUGGUUGGUUUGUUUGUGGCGCCCUCAUUUACGCCCUCAUCCCAAAGCUCGAUUUCCUCAGCAGCCUCGUCAUAGCCGCAUGCCUUACGCCCACAGAUCCCAUCCUUGCGGCUGCAGUUGUUGGUGGUCGCUACGCUGAAAAACACGUGCCGACGCAUUUGAGACACCUUCUGGCUGCUGAAGCUGGCGUCAAUGACGGAGCGGCGUUCCCAAUGCUUUUCAUUGCAUUGUACCUGAUUUUCGAUCGCUCAGAUGCAGUUGCAGUGGGUCACUGGCUCUAUAUCACGUGGGCUUACGAGAUCUUUCUUGGCACGAUCUUGGGUGCUCUGCUCGGUUACUCGGCGCGCCAUCUCAUGAAGUUUUGCGAAAAGCAUGACCUGAUUGACCGCCAAUCAUACGUUGCGCAGUAUAUUUCCCUCGCCUUACUCAGUAACGGUAUCACAUCAAUUCUGGGAUCCGAUGAUCUUCUCGCUUCAUUUGCGUGCGGAACUGCCUUUGCCUACGAUGGAUGGUUUAAUAGGAAGACCGAGGAGAGCAUGUUCUCUAACGUUAUUGACUUGCUUUUUAAUUGUGCAUGCUUUGUUUACAUUGGUGCUUGGAUACCUUUUUCCGACUUCAAUUACCCGGAAGUCGGCAUCACACCUGGGCGUCUCGUUAUCAUCUCCGUUUUGGUAUUACUCUUACGACGGCUUCCCAUUGUGGUUGCCCUCUACAAAUGGAUCCCAGACAUUAGGACAUUUCGAGAAGCCGUCUUUAGCGGCUAUUUUGGCCCCAUGGGCGUUGGUGCUAUCUUCAUAUCCACACUUGCUGUCGAGGAGAUGCCCGCCUUUCGGCCCGAGCCAGGACACCCUCCAGAGACACAGCUGGAAUUGCUAUCAGUCUCUAUACAACCCAUCGUCUCCUUCAUAGUCCUUUGUUCAAUUGCAGUUCAUGGCCUAUCGAUACCAUUUUUCUCUCUUGGUCGUAGGGUGCACUCCAUUUCCCGCACAUGGUCUCGGCACACCAGUAUGGAUCCAUCGGGUCAACCAGAAUGGACCACGCAAGCACGUCGCAUCACGCGCCCAGGAGACAUUGUUAUCAACCACGAUCCUGAAGACGUCCAGAGGAUGGAACGUGGUGAAUUGACAACGGUUUUCGGAAGCGGGAUGUCCAGCGACAUUGUUGAUGAGAAGAAAGGAAACUUUAGUGACGACGUCGUCGCAGCAGGGGAGAGUUUGGGUCAGGAGCUUGGGGACAGUGUGCAAGAGGACCGAAAAACUCCCCCAGGCGAUGCGUCAGCUUCAGAUGGCGAGCGACAGAGGGACGAAGUAACUGAGUGGCGAGAAGGAAAAGAUCUCAUUAUCGAGAGGGCGGUUGGGGAUGGAGAAGAGGUCGAGGUGGAAGUGGUCAAAAAUGCUUUUGACAAUGAAAAGGGGGCCGUCUCACAUAUCCUCCGAGGUGUCAAAGAGAACGUCCGGCACCACGUUCAAAAUGAAUUGGGAAAAGUCAUCAGCGUGGAGGAUGGCCUCCUUGGGCAUGAGCCUCUUAAACACCAGGAGCGGAACAACGUGCAAUCAUCGAGUGAUGAAUCGCCCUCAUCAAGGAUCGGCGUUGAAAUCCCUCAGGACCGGACUCCCGUUGAGGGUUCUCGGGAGUAUGGGGAUGGCGAGGACUUCUCCCCAGCAUCAUCGAGCCCACUCGCCAGUCGCAUGAAUGCAGGGAUGACUGAAACUUGUGACCAAGAGCGCACUCCACCUUCUGGGGAUUCCCCUUCUGGUUCAACGCCAGCACGAUCAGGGGCUUCAUCCCCUACUGGGUCCCCCCGGCGGCCACCUGUUAUCAGACCCAGUGUGAUGAACUCACGCCGAACGUCCUUCCGGCGUCGUUUGUUCGCCCGACCAAAACACUUACACAUUAAGUCCCCGGGACGCUUGUCUUCGGAUGAUGAUGAGAUGGUAGAAGCAUCUGGAGAGGAGGAAAGUGAGCGGGACGAACGUGAGGACUCUUCGCGAGAGACGGAGAGUGCACCAGACAGCCCAGUGGCCAAUGUGGUCGCACCGGGUGUUCGGAUGCUUGCGGAGGAAGGCCGUACUUUCACAUCUUCGACGGGCAUACCGAUGGAGCGGUCAUUGUCAGUGAAUUCAGUGUCCAGCGCAACCCCCCAAACACCGGGGGAAAGCAGUGGCACGUCAACUCUAAACCCUAUCAUCUUGCGACAACGUCUAACUCAUCUGGACGAAUAUCGAUCGGGUCAUAGACGGAGCGAGUCUCCAAGUUCAAGGGCAAUUCGGUUCGUCGAUGAUGAAUUCCAGCGGGCGCACCAACAUCGUUCGGCUCGUGGCUACUCAUCACCUCGGGGAAGUCGUCGUGCUCCAAAUGCUAUCGACUUAGGGGCGAAGGAGUGGUUCUGCCACGCCUGGCACCUAUCGAUUUCCUCACAUGCAGUCUCGGUCCCCCUCGCGUGAACAUCACAAUCAUCCGUCUUCGCAUUCGUAGAUCAGUUUAAUUGCUGUGUAUUUCCUUCUCACUUGCAGUUCCCGCCGUCCCCGGACUGUACUCUCACCAACUUCACGGCAUGGCAUCCCGUAUCACACUGGAUGUUGUGUCCAUGCUGAGUCUUUUUUUCAUUCUUGUGCUCUGUCUCAUGCCAAACUUGUUAGAUUAAUAAUGUGUACGCAGGGUGACCACAUGCUUGCUUUCAAUGAUCGUUUUCGGGUUAUAGAGUUCGUACAGAGCUAAUACGUUGGCUAUGCUUGGUAGCGGUGACUGUAAAUAUUCUCUAAGCCUGCCACAUGAUUAUGUAUUCCUAAUCCCUCGGCUUCGUCUGGGACCGUAGUUAGCAUUUAGGAAUAGUGUAUUCACUGU